Penaeus chinensis is the source of this 2323-nucleotide messenger RNA. Its product is annotated as nicotinamide riboside kinase 2-like. Bases 185 to 649 code for a protein of 154 amino acids. The record is from RefSeq and is a predicted model, not a curated record. NCBI's taxonomy places the organism in Eukaryota, Metazoa, Arthropoda, Malacostraca, Decapoda, Penaeidae. Gene Ontology annotation, molecular function: enzyme binding. Gene Ontology annotation, cellular component: nucleolus; cytoplasm. The transcript is spliced from 4 exons.
AGGCCGAGCGAGGGUCCGGGUCCCACUGAGCACGAGGAGCCAGCAUGGAGGAGCCGCAGCGAGGAACCCGUAGGUGCCCAGCUGCUCUCAGGCUUUAACUCGAGGUCCCUGGAGGUGCUAGGCAGACGGAGGAGGUGACCAGAUCGAUCAGUGACGACGGCGAACAGAGAGCUCUUCUUCUGAGAUGUCCUGGGCACUUGUCAACAGGGGCUUGGAGCUGUUUGACUGUGAUUUACCAGAAAGUAGCAGUCAACACAAAGAAUCUGGUAGUAAUACCAAGGCUUCCAGUAUCCACACUCAGCGGCACGGGUAUAAAAGAGCAGCAAAGCAGAAGAAACUUGCUCAGCAAAAACAGAAGGAGGCCAGUAAGGAGCUGAUUCAGAAGAAGGUAACAUGUGUUCUUGAAGAAUACAAGAAAAAGGUCCAAACUGAUCAGACAGCUGACAAUCUCACGUUUCUGAAGAAGAUAGAUAAACGUAGAGCACCAGAGAAGUAUACUAACCAGGUUAAGCAACAGCAUAAUAAAGAGCUCGACAGGAAAACUGUAAAGCGAGACUCUCUGCAAGGAAAGAAAACUACAGAAGAGAAGUCUGUAUUUACUGAGGAAGAUUUUGAAAAAUUGAAUGAAGAGUGGCUGCGUCUCUACUAACAAACGGUACUACAAGUUUCAUCCGGUUCUCUGCCAGCAAUGAAGUAAUUUGCUGGUGUAUCAUUUAGUAGCUUGAGAUAUUGCAUGUAUUAUGUAAAAUGUAUGUAUGAUAUUGUAAAGCCUCUACUGAUUAGCCAAAGGCUGUUGCCUAGCAACACAAAUUGUGCUAGUAAUCUAAUGUAGUUACUGAUUUGCAUGCACCCCUAAGGAAAUGUAACCUGUUUCUGAAAAUAUUGUUACUUGCUUGAUAGUAUUUAUCAUUACAAAGGAAAGCAUGGAAUAACUCUCAAAUAGACCAGCUGUAAAACACUAGAUAUUAAAAGAACUUGAGUUGAAGCCUACUCCAAAACGAAAUAUUAUUUCUCAUAGUGCUCAACAGUACAAAAUAUUAUAUUGAUGUAUAUAUAUAUCUUUCCUUGAAGGUAUAAUGUCUCAUAAUUCUCAAUAAUGGUAUUUAAAUUGAUAUCUUUGCCAACCAAUAUUUCAGUGGGAUGUCCAGUUCAGUGUUGCAUGCACCCUCAAAGCUGUACUUUUUUAGGAUAUUGAAUAGUAAGUAAUGGUAAAUUUACUUGUUGUUUUACCUCGACUCACAGGCUUGUCUUGGAAUCCUUUGGAGAUUCUUAAGCCUUAGCAAUCUGUAAGUAGUUUGACUAGGAAUUUUCAGGAGUAGUGCACAAAGAAUUACUAGUCUGUGUUUUCUUUUCUUUAAGUAUAUAUUUGUUUUUUUUCAUUUUUUCGUGAUAGUAUGGACCUUUUCCUUUGUUAAGAAAUAUGAAAUUUGACUUAGAUUUUAAGAAGUUUUGUGCCUAACUUUUAAAAUUUAUUUCUUGGCUUUCACAUCUGUAAAAGAUACAAUAUGGCUCUAAAUGAAAAACUAACUGGCAAAAUAGUUUUGCGUGCGUUUGUCAGUUCACUUGUAGUGGUGACAGUGUGGCACUUACUCUAUGGAUCAGAGUAUGAUUUUUACCAUUUAGUUCCAUCCCCCAUGUAUGGGUUUGUCAUCAUCAGAUACCUUUUCCUCUUUCUUUCUCUUGUGAUCCUCUGUUUCAUGAUUUAUGCUUGUGUUAAUUCCAAUUCCAAUUCCAAUUUUCAGGAUCGGAACCAUUGACGGCAUAGUGAGACAAAUGUUGAUGCAAAUGUGAAGCUAUUACCACCUUUAGUGUGAAUCCAGCUGAAAUUGCCCCAAACUUGUGGUCUUUUUAGUAACUACCUUAAACCUGUGAUUUCAGAAAAAAUAACUGUGUAUAAGUGCCUUUUAACAGUAUCAGAAGACAGUCAUUGGUGUUGAAUGGCACUUGUUAAGUAAUAUUAAACCCUCCCAAAUCAAGAGCAAUGUUUGGGCAUGAUAAAGUGAUUGGUGAAUGUGUUCUUGGUUUAACCUUUUUUGUUGUUGUGUAUUACCUUUUUUGGGUUGUGGGACUACCAUUUACAGACAAGGAUAGUUCCCUCCGCCCUUUCUUCCCUGACCCCAUUAUUGCUAUAAUUGUACCUACUGUAAUCCUUAUUUUUCUUUUGACCCUAACUGGUGUGUAUAUUUUUGGUGCUCUAUACAAAGAUCAUAAGAUGAAGGAAAAAAUGUUGUGAAAUUUGUUAAAUAGAUAUUACUGAUAUUUGCAUUUUAUAUGUCCCUUUAAUAUUUAUAUUAUUUUUAUGGAAUAAAAGUGCUCAAUUUCA